AUGUGUCUCACAGACGAGCGCAAGUUCCCCUUCUUCUCCCUUCCAGCAGAGGUGAGAUGUAUGGUUUACCGCGCAAUCCUGACCAUGACCAGCACCAUCACCAGAUCCACCAAAGAGCAUCUCAAAAAUGACGAGCAACCCACGCAAGCCUCCCAGCAGCUCGAACAAAUAACGAAUUUCAACAACCUUGCCUGUUCCUGCAAACAAAUCCGCAGCGAGCUAUUCUACGAGCACGUCGCCUACGUCCUUCCUCUCACGCAGGUCCAUCUAGGCAGCGCCUAUCGCACCCCCACACCUUCAGCCCUAGCCUUAACCCACAAUAAGAUUCUCCAACAGCUACAGUUCUCUACUUUCCUCACGCAGCACAUCUACCACCAACUCACGAGCACAAGCGCGAGCGGGCCAGUGCUGUCGGGUUCAGGCCCGGGUGUGGCCGAGGAGGCCGAGGAGGAGGCCGAGGAGUGGAACGAUAGUGACAAUGACAGUGACGAGGGCUACUAUGAAUUCGCGCACUUCUUUUGCAGUUUCUGCUGGGAAGAUCUAAUGACGCUGCCGCCGACUCUCGAGAAGGAGGCCACGGAGUGGUAUCAGAGGAGAAGAGUCGAAGAGGAGCAGUAUGAGAGGACUGGGAUUUGGGAGAAGAUGGAAGAGGAGUAUAAGGGUGGCGAUGAGAGUAAGGGCAGCUGCGACUGCGCCAGGGAUAGGGAUGUGGUUCAACGUGGGAAUCACCCUGGGGGCCUUCGUUGGCUGUUGAAACUGCAGCAGCUGACGAGUUUGGAGUUGGUGUUUACCGACGCUCGGUACAAUGCUAUGCAACGGUUUACCAGGAGCGGGUUUGCGCUGCCGGUCCCGGCUGAGGAGGACUCGGAUGAUGAGGAGGAUGGAGGCAAUGACGAAUUCAUGGACUGGUUCUGCCUCGAUUGCUGGGAACUACUAAUGGGCUUGCCGCACACUUUGGAAAAAGUAGUUUUCAAGGUGUGGCGUGGCGCCGAUGAGAACGGCGAGGCUGCUGUCCCUGUUGUCAGAGAGACCUGGGAGGUGAUGAAGUGGUUUCGGAGGAUGAAGGUUCUGGAAGAGAGAUAUCAGAGGAGACUGCAUUUGAAUGUUAAAGAUGGAGUGGAAGAUGCGGUGGUGGUGGUGGAAGAGGAAGUGGACGGAACCGCCAACGUACCACAUUGA
Messenger RNA from Neurospora tetrasperma FGSC 2508, 1179 nucleotides. RefSeq lists its product as uncharacterized. The record is from RefSeq and is a predicted model, not a curated record. The transcript is spliced from 5 exons. The coding region runs from base 1 to 1179 and encodes 392 amino acids. NCBI's taxonomy places the organism in Eukaryota, Fungi, Ascomycota, Sordariomycetes, Sordariales, Sordariaceae.